Messenger RNA from Penicillium chermesinum, 1923 nucleotides. RefSeq names its product flavin-containing monooxygenase. Lineage: Eukaryota; Fungi; Ascomycota; Eurotiomycetes; Eurotiales; Aspergillaceae. The transcript has a single exon. The record is from RefSeq and is a predicted model, not a curated record. The coding region runs from base 1 to 1923 and encodes 640 amino acids.
AUGACCGUGAAGAGCCCACAGGACAAAUUUAUUUCCGAGGCUCUGAAGCGCAAACAGCCAGCUUGGGACGCGACAUCCGAGCCUCUGCCUGCCGAGGGGUAUGAACGUCUGAGAAAUUUGUCUCAAGACCUUUGGAUUGAUUACGCCUCAUUAGCUUCCCCAAUUCAAUCUGGUGCUGAUGUCAAACUUCUUAUCAUCGGUGCUGGCAUGGGCGGGAUUCUUAUGGCCGUUCGAUUGAUUCAAGCUGGGUUCUCCACCAGCGAUAUCCGCAUUGUCGACGCUGCUGGCGGGCCAGGCGGGACUUGGUAUUACAACCGAUACCCUGGACUCUACUGCGACACUGAAAGUUAUGUGUAUUUGCCACUACUGGAGGAAACCGGAUACCGGCCUUCCCAAAAGUAUAUAUCGGGGGUAGAGAUUCGGGGAUAUAUUCAUCAGAUGAUUGACAAAUGGAACUUGAAGGAUUCUUUCAUGUUCGCAACCACGGUGCAGAGUAUGGCUUGGAGUGAGGCGACUCACACCUGGAAAGUUGACCUAAAGGUGCAAAGAGGUCCCACCGAACAGGAUAUUAUAUCCACCUCUUGCAACGUCGAGUUCCCAAUUGCAUGCCUGGGAAGAUUUCGCGGCGCCCAGCCAGCUCAAAUCCAAGGCCUGACGGAUUUUGGUGGCUCGUUAUUUCAUACCGCGCGUUGGGACUAUACUGUAACCGGUGGAAGCCCAGAGGAAUCGGCACCGGAGAUGGAGAAGCUAAAGGAUAAGACGGUGGGUAUAAUCGGCACCGGUGCAACAGCAAUCCAGGUCGUGCCAGAACUUGCCAAAUACGCAAAAGAGCUGUUCGUCUUCCAGCGUACCCCGUCCGCGGUAUAUGCUCGGAACAAUCGAGAAACCAGCCCCGAAGAAUGGAGUCGCAUCACCAAAGAAGAAGGUUGGCAAGAAGCCCGCCAGGACAAUAUGAUGGGCCACUUGACGAAUACAUUACCUCCCGGAGCAGAGGAUUUGGUUGGAGACGAGUGGUCGAACAAAAAGGCUUACUCCGCUGCUAUUGGAGGACCACAGCCAAAGACUAUUACCGACCCGGAAAAGGUUCAUGACCUGUAUGCCGACCUCCUCGCGCUAGAUGCUGCGGCCAGCUCAGGUGUUCGCGGCCGCGUAUUGGAGGUGGUCAAGGAUAAAGUCAAAGCUGAGCAACUUACACCUUGGUACCCAGUAUGGUGUAAACGCCCGACCUUCAGCGACACUUACCUCCAAGCUUUCAAUGAGCCACAUGUCCAUCUAGUUCACACAGACGGCAGAGGGGUUAGAAAAGCCACCGAGAAGGGCUUAGUGGUUGGAGGUAUUGAAUAUCCUCUUGAUGUGUUAAUUCUGAGCACAGGGUAUGAAUCUCGUGUUUCCAGUCUAAACGUCGAGUCCGCCGGUCGUUUCAAAGUAUACGGGCGCAGUGGCCGUACUAUGACGGACAAGUUCAACGCGCAAGGAAUCACAACACUCCACGGGUGUUGCUCGAACGAAUUCCCCAACUUUUUCUGGAUUGGGGCCAGCCAGACCGCGGCUCCAGUUAGCUUUAUGCAGCUGUCUGAAAUCAUGAUUCAGCACAUCACAUACAUCAUAGCUGAGGCAAACAAGCGCACCACGGACGGCGAGAAGGUCCUUGUCGAGCCUUCGAUUCAAGCUGAGGAAGAAUGGAGCCAAAAAAUCGAGAAAGGAGCCUUAAGAUUUGCUGUUAUCACUGCCUGCACCGAAGGAAAAGUUAACACUGCUGCUCUGGAGGUUCCACCCGAUGGGAGUGCUGAGGAGGUGAAAAAGCGCGCCAGGAUGUGCCCUUGGCCUAACGGAAUCACCGACUUCAAGCACGAGUUGAAGAGAUGGCGCGCGGGGGAUCAACUGGAGGGGGUUACCAUUAACGUGGUUCGCCCGCUAUACUGA